AUGGAAAUUCUUUCGCAUUACAAAAAAGAAGCACAAGAACCACUCAUAAAAAAGAACCUUCUAAAACCAAACAAAGCCAAUGGACUUGACAUGGACAAUUAUUCAUGGGGACAAUCACUUGAAAAUGUCACCAUAAAUAUCCCAUUGCCACGUGGUGAAAGUGUAAAUUACUUUACUGUAGCAAUAGAGAACAGUAAUUCCCUUAAAGUUGGAAGGCAUCUUGAACCACUUAUAAUAGAUGGUUUACUUUUCAAGAAAAUAAAAGCUGAUGAAUGGAGUUGGUAUUUCUCAGAUAAAAAUGAAAUUUGCAUUAGUCUUCCUAAGAGAAAUAGGAAGUGGUGGAAAAGUUUGUUAAAAGGUGAUCCAGAAAUUGACACACAAAAUUUUGAGAGUAAAUGGAGGAUUUUCACAUCAAAACUAUGGCAGCCGGUGGAAAAGUUGUAUUUUAGGCUAGUUAUGAAAUUAACUUAUUUUAAGCAGAAAUUAGAGUCUAUUUUGUCAAAUUGUUCAUAA
Lycium barbarum (goji berry) is the source of this 513-nucleotide messenger RNA. Its product is annotated as protein BOBBER 2-like. The record is from RefSeq and is a predicted model, not a curated record. Bases 1 to 513 code for a protein of 170 amino acids. The transcript has a single exon. Lineage: Eukaryota; Viridiplantae; Streptophyta; Magnoliopsida; Solanales; Solanaceae. Gene Ontology annotation, biological process: protein folding. Gene Ontology annotation, cellular component: cytoplasm.